This is a messenger RNA of Alternaria arborescens, 549 nucleotides long. RefSeq lists its product as hypothetical. Bases 1 to 549 code for a protein of 182 amino acids. The transcript has a single exon. Lineage: Eukaryota; Fungi; Ascomycota; Dothideomycetes; Pleosporales; Pleosporaceae. The record is from RefSeq and is a predicted model, not a curated record.
AUGGUCGACACGUCGCAUUCCAAAUCCGUCCGCGGCACCCUAUCAAACCCAAAGACCAAAGAAGCAAUCAAUUCCACCAAAUCCACCCCCGACCUAGGGGAUGCCACGAGUCUAAAACCCGCCAACGACGACAGAAAGUCUCUCCCAUCAAAUGAUUCCGCUCCACCAGCCGGUCAAGGGAAUGAUACACCGUCUGCCUCCUCAUCCUCAUCUUCAUCUUCAGAUUCUGCUCCCACAGUCUCAGACCCUUAUCGCAAAGCUGGUACAAGCGCUGGUGGCGGCGACAAAAAAGCCAUAGGCAAUGGCGGAAACGUAGAGGGUCGAAACAUGGAAGAUGGGAAGCAAGGAGGUAAGAAGAAUGAGGCAAAGGAGAAACUUCCGCAUAGCAAAAAAGUACGAGGUACACUAGCAAACGACGACGGGGCAAAGGUGAAUAAGACGCAACUCGGCGAUCCAGCGAGCUUGAAAGCGGAGACGAGCAAUACGAGGGACAUGGGGAGGCAGACGGAAAGGGAGGGGCAAGACAAGAGCGGGAAGAGUAAACUGUAG